AUGGAGCUGAAGCACUAUGUUUCCUUACUCGUCGGCUUACAAGCCAUCGGCUUGGGGGCCGCCUAUUACUGCCCAACGGAAUGCACUUGCUCCAAAACUUCCCAAGUGGAAUGUACUGGAGCCAGAAUUAUACAAGUUCCCUCCCCUCUGCCAUGGAAUGCCAUGAGCCUGCAGAUUCUCAACACGCACAUCACCGAGCUAACAGAGUCCCCUUUCCUGAACAUCUCGGCCCUCAUCGCCCUGCGGAUCGAGAAGAAUGAGCUGUCGCAGAUCAUGCCGGGGGCCUUCCGCAACUUGGGCUCUCUGAGGUACCUCAGCCUCUCCAACAACAAGCUCCAGAUGCUCCCCAACGGCCUCUUCCAAAACCUGGGGAACCUGGAGUCCCUCCUGCUCUCAAGCAACCAGCUCCUGCAGAUCCACCCCACCCAGUUUUCUCAUUUUAGCAACCUCAAGGAGCUCCAGCUCCAUGGCAACAACCUGGAGUACAUUCCCGACGGGGUCUUCGACCACUGCGGUGGGCUCACCAAGCUGAACCUGGGGAAGAACAGCCUCUCUCACCUGUCUCCCAGAGUCUUCCAGCAUCUCGGCAAACUCCAGGUCCUCCGCCUGUAUGAGAACAGGAUCACCGAGAUCCCCAUGGGGAUGUUCGAUGGGCUGGGAGACCUCCAGGAGCUAGCGCUCCAGCAGAAUCAGCUCGGGCAGCUCUCCCCCGGCCUCUUCCACAACAACCGGAACUUACAAAGGCUCUAUCUGUCCAACAACCAAAUCUCCUCCCUACCCCAGGGAAUCUUCCUGAACCUCCCGGAGCUCAACAGGCUGACCCUCUUUGGGAACUCCCUGAAGGAGAUCGGGCCGGGGGUGUUCGGGCCCAUGCACAACCUCCGGGAGCUGUGGCUGUACGACAACCACAUCUCGUCCAUCCCGGACAACGCCUUCAGCAGCCUGUCCCAGCUGCAGGUGCUGAUCCUCAGCCGGAACCAGAUCAGCUUCAUCUCGCCGGGGGCUUUCAACGGCCUGUCGGAGCUCCGGGAGCUCUCCCUCCACACCAACGCGCUCCAGAAUCUGGAUGGAGGCGUCUUCCGCAUGUUGACCAACCUUCAAAACAUCUCCCUGCAGAACAACAGGCUGCGGUUCCUUCCCGGGAACCUGUUUGCCAAUAUCAACGGCCUCUUGACCCUCCAGCUGCAGAACAACCAGUUGGAGAACCUCCCACUGGGCAUGUUCGACAACCUGAGCCACCUGACUGAAAUCCGGUUGUACGACAACCCCUGGAGGUGCGACUCGGGCAUCAUUCCUCUGAGGAACUGGCUCAUGGUCAACAGGCUCAGGCUGGGGACCGAAGACCUCCCGGUCUGCUACAGCCCGGCUACGGCCAGGGGCCAGUCCAUCAUCAUCAUCAACGUGGAGAUGAUUGUGCCCAGCACCCCCGGCAGCACGGUCCUCACCGACACGCCCAAGUAUCCCGACACAACGGCCGUCUCCUACACGACGCAGUUCACGACUGUUUCGGAGGCCGAGACGGACCUGACCACCAUCUACACGACCGGGGAUCGCGGGGCUUGGGGCAUGACCCGGGCUCAGAGCGGGUUGGCGAUUGCUGCCAUCGUCAUUGGGUGCAUUGCCCUGGCCUGCUCCCUGGCAGCCUGUAUCUGCUGCUUUUGCUGCAAGAAGAGGAGCCACGCCGUCCUGAUGCAAAUGAAGGGACCAAACGAAUGUUAG
Messenger RNA from Tachyglossus aculeatus (Australian echidna), 1719 nucleotides. It is a transcript of the gene LRRC15, whose product is annotated as leucine rich repeat containing 15. Bases 1 to 1719 code for a protein of 572 amino acids. The transcript has a single exon. The record is from RefSeq and is a predicted model, not a curated record. Gene Ontology annotation, cellular component: extracellular matrix. Gene Ontology annotation, molecular function: protein binding. Lineage: Eukaryota; Metazoa; Chordata; Mammalia; Monotremata; Tachyglossidae.